Molecule: messenger RNA, 3013 nt
Organism: Rubroshorea leprosula
Lineage: Eukaryota; Viridiplantae; Streptophyta; Magnoliopsida; Malvales; Dipterocarpaceae
Source: the annotation of a GenBank genome assembly
GAGAGCAAAAUAGAUUCAGAUUCUAGUGAGAGAGAGCAAACACUAGUGCUAGUGAGGGAGAGAAGCUAUGUAAACAAAAAACAUAGCCAUGUCUUCAAACAAUUCUUCAACACUUUCUAAUCCUCCUAUGUUCACGAGAGAAAAUUACAGUGUUUGGGUUAUCAAAAUGAAGGCCUUUCUAAAAGGUAAUGGUGUGUUGGAAUCUGUAGAAGAUGGGUUUUAUCCUCCUAUGCUGCCAAACAAUCCAACUGCAGCCAAAAUGAAGCAACAUGCUGACUAUGUUCAAGCCUUAUACAAAGCCCUCUCAUAUAUUCAUAGUGCUGUAACAGAUGAUAUUUUCUCAAGGAUCAUGGUAGCAGAAACAGCACAAGAAGCAUGGGAUACUUUUAAGAAAGAGUUUGAUGGCAGUUCUCGGGUUAAAGAUCGAAGGGUGGUGGAAAAGAUUAUUGUUAGUGUACUAGAUAAAUUUGAGUCUAAGAUUUCUGCCAUAGAAGAAUCUUGUGACCUCAAAGAGCUAACCAUCACUAAGCUCAUAAGCAAGCUUCAGGCUCAUGAGCAAAGUGGAUGCACUAAUCAUAUGGCUCGAGAUGAAAGUUUCUUCAUUGAAAUGGACAAAUCAGUUAUUACAAAUGUCAAGUUAGGAAAUGGUACUGUGGUGAGAUCACAAGGGAAAGAUACUACUGUUAUUCAAAGUAAAACAGGCAAGAUGCAUAAAUUGCCUUUUCCUGUGAAUAAAUCCUUGAGAGCAACUCAGAAGCUUGAACUGGUGCAUACAGAUAUUUGUGGCCCUAUGAGAACACCAUCUCUCAGCCAAAACAGAUAUUUCAUCCUCUUUAUAGAUGACUUUACAAGAAUAACAUGGGUAUACUUUCUUGGUAGCAAAGGUCAAGCCUUACCUGUGUUCAAAAACUUCAAGGCUUUGGUUGAAAACCAAAGUGGAUGCAGAAUUAAAAAGCUUAGAUCAGAUAAUGGCAAGGAGUAUACCUUCAAUAAUUUCAACUUGUUUUGUGAAGAAGCUGGUGUUGAUCAUCAAUUAACAGUGUCUUAUACCCCACAACAGAAUGGCAUUGCAGAGAGGAAAAAUAUAACCGUUAUGGAGAUGGCAAGGUGCAUGUUAGCAGAGAAGAAAUUGCCCAAAUCUUUUUGGGCUGAAGCAGUUUAUACAGCAGUCUAUCUCUUAAAUGGUUUACCAACAAAGGUGAUAAAAGGCAUGACACUUAUUGAGGCUUGGUAUGGUCAAAAACCAUCUGCUAAUCAUUUGAAGGUUUUUGGCUCAAUUUGUUAUAAUCAUGUUCCAGCAACUAAAAGAGGAAAAUUAGAUGAGAAGGUGGAAAUUGGGAUCUUUAUAGGCUAUGCAACACAAGCAGAAGGCUAUAAGGUGUAUGAUCCUAUAUCCAAGAAGGUGAAUGUGCAUAAAGAUGUUGCUUUUGAUGAGAGUGCACACUGGAAUUGGGAUGCAGGGAAGAUAGAAAAAGGUUCAAAUAAGCAAUGUGAAGUUGGUUCAGAUGUUGCUUCCAGUUCUGAAAUUGCAGAAGUUGAUGAUGAUUCAUCGGUUUUGAAAACCAAGUCACUAACUGAUAUUUAUGCAAGAUGUAAUUUAGCUACUGCAGAACCUAAUUGUUUUGAAGAAGCAGCUAAACAACAGGCCAGACUUGUUGUGAAGGGGUAUGCUCAACAGCCGGGAGUCGAUUAUGGAGAGACUUAUGCUCCGGUGGCCAGACAUGAUAUAGUAAGGCUUCUAAUUGCAUUAGCUGCUAAUUUGUGUUGGAAGUUGUUUCAUAUGGAUGUAAAAUUAGCUUUCCUUAAUGGUGUUUUGCAAGAGGAAAUUUAUGUUGAACAACCACCUAGAAUUGAUCACUACUUGAUGAGUCAAGGCUUCAGGAGGAGCACAGAAGAAGAAACUUUGUAUGUGAAAGGAAGCAGCAGUGAAUCACAACUUAUUUUGUCACUUUAUGUGGAUGACUUAUUGUUAACCGGAAAUGAUUUGAAGUUGUUGGAACAAUUCAAGAAGAGAAAGUAUGCACUGGAUAUCUUGAAGAAGUUUGAAAUGGAGAACUGCAAACCAGUUUCCACUCCACUGGUUCAAAAUGAAAGGCUUUCCAGGGAUGAUCAAGAAACCAAGGUUGAUUCCUCUUACUAUCGCAGUUUAAUUGGUAGCCUGCUUUAUUUAAUUGCUACAAGACCUGAUUUGAUGUUUGCAGCAAGCUAUUUGUCAAGGUUUAUGUCAGCUCCUAGUAAACUUCAUUUAGUUGCAGCCAAGAGAGUUCUUAGGUACAUCAAAGGAACCUAUGAACUUGGCUUGUGGUUUGACAGUAAUCAACAAGGAAGUUCAGGGAGUUUCUUUGGGAAUUCAAAGAAGCAAGAUGUUGUAGCUCAGUCCACAGCUAAGGUCGAAUAUUUAGCAGCUGGAGUAGUAGCGAAUCAUGCUAUUUGGCUUAGAAUGGUGCUUGAAGAACUUGGUUUUAAUCAAAUUGAGUCUUGUGUACUCAAAGUAGAUAACAUGUCAGCAAUUGCUAUUGCUCAAAAUCCAGUGCAGCAUGGUAGGACCGAACACAUCAAGAUUAAAUACCAUGUUAUCAGAAAUGAUGUUGGGGACAAAGAGAUUGUUUUGCAACAUUGUGAUUAUGAAGUUCAAGUCGCAGAUAUUCUGACUAAAGCUCUUCCGAGGCAGAAAUUUGAAGAGUUCAGAGAUAUGCUUGGAGUUACAAAUAUAAAAGCAAGGAGGAGUGUUGAAGAUAUCAGUUAACAGCAGUUAUGCUUUUUUAAUUUGUAACUUUUUUUUUUUUGUUUUCUGCAAUUAGUUCUACAAGUUAGCUGCAUUAGGAGUAGUUAUUUUUAUCCUUUAUGCAGAAACUGUAAUGUAUAAGUUGCAUAUAUUCAGCAACUCCUUUUGUAUGUCAGUUAUCAAUCUGAAAUGAAACAGAGCUCCACAUCCGAGAAGCUCAUAAAAUCCAGAUUAGUGUGUUCUUUAGUUUACUGCAGAAAUUAACAAGAAUAAACUGCAAAUUUUGAA